GUGCCAUCCGGCCUGACCUCUACCCCCGCAAGGACAUUGUCCUCCAACAGUCGUCGCUGGACAGUGGUCACGGCAGACUACACACCAGGCUCAAGUACGACUUCCGGACCUGUGAUCUGGUGGUGCAUCUGAUUGAAGCCCAAGACCUGCCGGCUCCUGACCCCGUGACCGGUCAGUUCAGUGACCCCUACAUCCGGCUGUCCCUGGUCCCGUGUGUGGACGAGAGGGUCCGGCAGUCGUCUGUCAAGAGAAAGACGCUCAAUCCUUACUUCAACGAGUAUUUCAAGUUUCCGCUCGACUUUGAUGAUCUGAAGGUUGUGGGUGAGUGUGGUGAGGUACUCAUCUCCCUCAGUUAUCUCCCCACGGCAGAGCGACUCACCGUGGUGGUGAUGAAGGCCAAAGAACUCAAACUGUCCACGGCCGCUCCUUCUGCAGCGUGGGCAGUGCUGGACAUAACCAGCUCCAGAGGUGUCAUCUCCGGCUCAGAGGUUGAUGUGUAA
Molecule: messenger RNA, 500 nt
Organism: Aplysia californica (California sea hare)
Lineage: Eukaryota; Metazoa; Mollusca; Gastropoda; Aplysiida; Aplysiidae
Product: synaptotagmin-10
Biological process (GO): regulation of calcium ion-dependent exocytosis; calcium-ion regulated exocytosis; cellular response to calcium ion
Molecular function (GO): syntaxin binding; phosphatidylserine binding; calcium ion binding
Source: RefSeq, a predicted model, not a curated record